Molecule: messenger RNA, 1158 nt
Organism: Aspergillus glaucus CBS 516.65
Lineage: Eukaryota; Fungi; Ascomycota; Eurotiomycetes; Eurotiales; Aspergillaceae
Product: 25S rRNA (uracil2843-N3)-methyltransferase
Exons: 1
Coding region: 1-1158 (385 amino acids)
Source: RefSeq, a predicted model, not a curated record
AUGCCCCCCCGACCCAGCACCAAAAAGUCCAAUUCAAACCCCUUCAAGAAACGAGCCCCAGAAAGCAAGCCCCAACGCCAACAACAACUGCAGAAAGAAGAACAACAAACCCCCCUCGACAACCCCGCCAACACAAUCCCCCUCACCCUCCAACAACUCCUCCUAAACGUCUUCCAGUCCGCCCUCGUCCCUAACACCCCUGCCUCACAACAUGACCAACAAAACCAGAGUGAUGCGAACGAUAAUGAAGGAGAACUGGACCUGAAACCACUCAUUCAGACGAUAAAAUCGCACCUCUACAAUCGCGACUUCGACUCGGCGUUCACAGAUGCGAAUGAGGAGUUACUGCGCGCGUAUGCGCUGCGAUGGAGUGCUAGUCGGACACUUGGGUAUGCGGGUGUUUUCAAGGCUGUUCUAGGUCUUCUCUCCGAGGAUAAGGAAGGGAGGGGCGCUGGUGGACAGAUUGUGUGUAUCGGGGGUGGUGCUGGGGCGGAGAUUGUGGCGUUGGCGGGGGUUUGGAGGGAUAUUGUCGCUGCGGCUACGGAUACGGAUGGGGAAAAGGGAGAGGUGGGGAUGGAGUUGAAGGUAACGGCGGUCGAUAUCGCGGAUUGGUCUGGUGUUGUUGGGAGGUUGGAUGGUGCGCUUCGGUCGUCGAAGGUGUCUGGGUCGAAGAGGCAUCCUGCUCCGUUGUUACCUGAUGGUGACGGGGAUAAGUUCGGCGUUGCGUUUCAGAAAGCGGAUGUGCUUUCUCUUCCUGAAGGAGAGUUGAAAUUGCUCUACGGCCAGGGAACGGUCAUGGUAACGCUUAUGUUCACACUGAAUGAACUCUUUUCGACGUCCAUGGCGAAAGCGACUGCCUUUUUACUACGUACGACUGAUGUCGUCGAUCCGGGGACUUUGCUUCUUGUCGUUGAUAGCCCCGGGAGUUAUUCCAGUUUGUCAUUGGGCAAAUCAGAGGAAAAGGUGGAACGGAAAUACCCGAUGAAGUUCCUGCUGGAUCAUACACUGCUAUCCGUUGCGGAGGGCAAAUGGGAAAAGGUGCUGUCGCAGGACUCAAGAUGGUGGCGGAGAGAUGCAGCACGGUUACAGUAUGAUGUUGGCGAAGGGGCUGGGUUGGAGGAUAUGAGAUUCCAGGUUCAUCUUUAUAGACGGUUGUAG